UCUAACCGUAACUGUUAUGGAUUGUUUACAAAACUUUGGAUGUCUGCUGUAAUUGCAUGUUUUUCAGAUUAUAAAAUUGCUUUUUGUAUAAAGUUUUCUAGAGUAAGAAAAUGACAGAUUACAAGGAAGAACAAAGAAAUGAAAUCGAAGCUUUGGAAUCGAUUUAUCCAAGUGAAAUGAAAGUUUUGACGGUUGAUCCAGAAUUCUCUUUUACUGUUGAUAUCCGUACGGAACCCUUGAGAAACUCUUCUGAUGAAGAAUAUAUGUUUGUUGCCCUGAAGUUUGAGUAUGUUCCCAAUUACCCUGAUGAAGCCCCACUUAUGGAAGUUGAAGAAUCAGAAAAUAUGUCAGAUGACGACAUUACAGAUUUAUUAGCUUUUCUUCAAAACCGAGUGGAAGAUAAUUUGGGUAUGGUUAUGGUAUUCACACUUGUGUCUGAAGCAUCCGAGUGGUUAAACACAAGACUGGUAGAUUCUAUAACGCAAAGAAAAGACGCAGAAGAACAAAGAAUAAGAAGAUUAGAAGAAGAAGAGAGGCAAAGGUUUGAAGGUGUGAGAGUAACUGUAGAAUCUUUUAUGAAUUGGAAAUUUAAAUUCGAUCAGGAGAUGGCUGAAUUGAAAAAGUUACAAAAAGAAGAGAUUGUUUCUAAAAAGUUAACUGGACGUGAAUUAUUUGAAAAGGAUCAAACACUUGUAGAUUCUGACUUACAAUUCCUGCAAGAGGGAGACGAAGAGGUUAAAGUAGAUGAAUCCCUGUUUCAAGAAUUAGAUGAUUUAGAACUUGAAGAUGAAGAUCUUUCCAGCUGAUGAUUACUCAAGAUUUAGAAUACUUAUUGAAAAAAUUUUCAUUGGAAUUUAUUUUGUUUUUAUUGUGUAUAAAAUUUCCAAACUGUACUUUCAAAAAUAAUUAGCAUUUAAAUUAUUAAUGCUAUCAGUAGUUUUCUUUCAAAAAACAAAUUAAUGAAUAAAAAAUUGUAAAA
Messenger RNA from Parasteatoda tepidariorum (common house spider), 979 nucleotides. RefSeq names its product RWD domain-containing protein 1. The record is from RefSeq and is a predicted model, not a curated record. Gene Ontology annotation, molecular function: protein binding. Lineage: Eukaryota; Metazoa; Arthropoda; Arachnida; Araneae; Theridiidae.